Dendronephthya gigantea is the source of this 842-nucleotide messenger RNA. RefSeq names its product kynureninase-like. Gene Ontology annotation, biological process: NAD+ biosynthetic process. Gene Ontology annotation, cellular component: cytoplasm. The transcript is spliced from 3 exons. Gene Ontology annotation, molecular function: kynureninase activity; pyridoxal phosphate binding. NCBI's taxonomy places the organism in Eukaryota, Metazoa, Cnidaria, Anthozoa, Malacalcyonacea, Nephtheidae. Bases 280 to 675 code for a protein of 131 amino acids. The record is from RefSeq and is a predicted model, not a curated record.
AAAGCCUCGACGUUUCUCUACGGAAACACAUUCAAAACAUUGAACAGUAGGUGAGGCAGCCACCUUGUACAGCCUGAAUAUUGGCCAAGAAUGUCUGGCUAGGAAGAUGGCAUUACGCAUGCGUCGUAAUGCGACAUUCGCGACCACUUUCAGAUGAAAGAAUCCGAACACAAGUGGCACAUCUGGGCUCUCGUUAUUCAGAUCGUAUUCAUCAAACGGCGCCGAGACAAACUUUGUGUCAUUGUCUGACCAUAUGGUCCGACAAAGCUAUAUAUUAAUAUGUUCGAAGCGACGCCGAAGGCAGAAUUGUUGGAAAUAAGCAAGAAGUCCGGAUUUGAUGUGCUCCACGAAGAUUUCGCUAAGUAUCUGGACGACUUAGAUCCGUUAAAAGAAUUCAGAAGUAAAUAUCACAUUCCAAAGAACUCGGACUUACCAUUGGUUGAUUUGACGGUAGUCGAAGCAGAUGAAACAUGCGUGUAUUUGUGUGGACAUUCAUUGGGACUGCAACCCAAGACUACCAAGGAAUACAUCGAUAAUGAAUUAGAAAAGUGGGCAACGCAAGGUGUUUAUGGACAUGCUCACGUUAAAGAUCUGCCCUGGUUGACAAUCGAUGAAAAUGUGAACGGGUUAAGCGCCGAAAUAGUUGGUCAAUAUCUACGUUUCUACAUUAUCUGAGUUUCUUUUCACACAAUAUCAUUCAAAUCAUAGGGUUCUGAAGUACCAGAAGAAAAUUAAACAGACGCUUCAAAUUCGACAAAUUUAGAAGCAAAUUCAUGCUUUUUCAAUGUCUGAUAAGAUAGAUGGUAUAGGGCUCAGUAGACUAAGUCAAAUACGGAAAUAAG